This is a messenger RNA of Priapulus caudatus, 1767 nucleotides long. Its product is annotated as Down syndrome cell adhesion molecule-like protein 1 homolog. Bases 1 to 1767 code for a protein of 588 amino acids. Lineage: Eukaryota; Metazoa; Priapulida; Priapulimorpha; Priapulimorphida; Priapulidae. The transcript has 13 exons. The record is from RefSeq and is a predicted model, not a curated record. Gene Ontology annotation, molecular function: protein binding.
AUGGUGCAGGCGUUCAACCGCCGCGGUGCGGGGCCGCGCACGAAGGAGAUCACCGUGCACACGCUAGAAGACGAUGAGCGAGAGCCGGAGCGGAGUCUACAGAACGGUGUGCUGCAGGGUUACUACGUCGGCUACAAGCUCGUCAACGGCUCGUCGCCCUACCUCUACCACACAGUGCCCGUCAACGCCGACACGCCGCUACAGGAGCACGUCGUCACGAGUCUCGCAAAGUUUGCCAAGUACAGCGUCAUGGUGCAGGCGUUCAACCGCCGCGGCGCGGGGCCGCGCACGAAGGAGAUCACCGUGCACACGCUAGAAGACGAUGCACCUCCGCCGUUCAACGAGUCUGACGGAAUUCUGCAGGGAUACAAGAUUUGUGUACGGACCCGUAGGAGACGAGACGAUUUUCAGGAGGAGAUUCGCACGAAGACGACGACAGUGUUGAAGACGACCAUACACGGCCUCGAGAAGUACUCUAACUACAGCAUACAGGUGCUCGCGUACACGCGCACGGGAGACGGCAUGCGCAGCGACCCCGUACACAUCACCACCCUGCAGGACGUUCCGGGUCAACCAGGGGACAUCAAGGCACUGCCGAUGGGUCCAAGCGCGAUCAUAGUCGCGUGGCGCCCUCCAUUGCACCCAAACGGAAUCAUCACCAAGUACACGAUCCGCAUGAAAUACAAGGAGGAGAAGAAGAGGAAGGAGGAGAUCAUGGUUUCGGCCGAGCAGCUGAGUCACGUGAUCAAGGACCUGCAGCAGAACUACGACUACGCGUUCAGCGUGACGUCAUCGACUGUCGUCGGCGAGGGCGAGGCGACGAGAAGCGUCACGGCGUCGCCUAGCAACGACAUUGCAGCGCGAAUCGCGUCGUUCAACCAGCAGUUCGUCACUAAGUGGAAAGACGGCCUCACGUUGCCAUGCCAACCGGUCGGCUUCCCGACGCCGCAGAUCGAGUGGAUGGCCAACGGGGACGACGUGGAGGAAGGAGACCCGCUGAUGACGGUACAGGAGGACGGGUCGCUGUACAUAGCGUCGGUCGAGUCUAGCGACGCGGGAAACUACACGUGCAAGGCGACGAACGUCUACGGCGCAGACGAAGUCACGCACGUGCUCAUCGUACAGGCGCCACCGUCUGCUCCCAUUAUCCACGUCAUGGGUACGUCACUCAGCUCUGUCAAGAUCCGCUGGCGCAUUGCCAACGAUGGUGGAAGUCCGAUCAGAGGGAUAACGCUCAGCACGAAGCGAGAGUUCGAGGAAUGGCGAACGCAGGAGGUGUCGGGUAAGAACAACACGUUUGUCGUCGACGACCUCGCGUGUGGCACCAAAUACCAGAUGUUCGUCACCGCCCGCAAUCGCAUCGGAGCCAGCGCCCCUAGCGACAUUCUCGAAACACGCACCAGCGGAUCAGCUCCCAUCAUGGCCCCUAGCGGCAACUUCAUCGUUCUCAACUCGACGUCGGUCGUACUGAAUCUCACCGCGUGGAGGGAUGGCGGCUGCGCGAUGACGUCAUUCGUCCUGCAGUAUCAGAUCUACGGCCAGCAGGAUUGGACGACGGUCGCCAAUGACGUCAGUCCUUCAAUCGUGAGUAUUCUCAAUCCAGUCGCACCGCCGCGUCGCAGCGCCACGUCUCCGGGCACGACCGUCUCCUCGAACCACGAGGAGCUGUCGCGCGCCUACGAACACGGACGUCGCCACCCGCUGCCGCUGCUCUCCGGCGACCACGACGUCGUCGCCGAGACGCCGCGGACAGCAGACGAGCUAUAA